Molecule: messenger RNA, 486 nt
Organism: Ostreobium quekettii
Lineage: Eukaryota; Viridiplantae; Chlorophyta; Ulvophyceae; Bryopsidales; Ostreobiaceae
Source: the annotation of a GenBank genome assembly
GAGUUUUCAGGGAUUUGUGCAAUAGCUGGGCAGUUGACAGUGACUGAGUUCAAGCGGCUGAGGGUCGAGGUGAAAGACUUGGGAUACGACUGCCGGAAAUUCAGGGAGGAAUUGUGCGAUGUGAAGAGGGAGGCGGAGAACUCUGCGGCAUGCAGAAGAGAGGCGGAUGACGAUCGCAGACGUUUGAGGAAGCUGGCGAGUGAGGUUGAAGGGCUCCGUAAAGAAGUGGUGAAGCUACAGGCAGAUAAGGUGAAUUCCGACGAGAGGGCAGAGGACGAGGUGACAAAGAGCAGAGUGGUCAUAAGCCUACUAGUGAAGCAUCUAAGUGGAUUUCUAACCAAUCCUGCUGGACAGGGCAUGGCACAUCGCGACGUGCUGAAGCAAGUCUGUGCCCAGGUCUGCAUGCCACAGGGUAUGAGCACGUCCAGGCCAACAGCAUGCCACAGCAGGCGGCAGCAAGUGCAGCAGCCCCGUCGCAGCAGCUGA